AUGCUAACAACACAGGAUUUGCGAGAUCUAGAACUAUAUAUUCUCUCAGAUGCUAGUGGGCCUCCUGCGCCCAAGUGGAUCAGUAUACGCAAUAAGUCAUUUAUCAGUCAUGUUGUCACUUUGUUAAUUCCAGGAUUGGAGGGUCCCAAAUUCGGAAUCACAAGUACGAAGGAUAUCCAACCAAUAAAACUGACACCGGGAAGUGAUAAAUCCGGUACUUUUUUCGGGAAUUACUUCAGCCAUGUAUGGCCAACAAAAGCCCCUGGCACUGGCGAUAAACUUUUCUCUGUAGUUAACACAUUUAUGGAAGUGCCAUUUACAAAGGCAGAAAAGAAGAAGCAGAUGAACUCCGACAUGGAAGCGUCCUAUAACAGUCGUAAAAGCGGGUUGCGACCAGAAGAUUUAUUAUUAUCAUUAGACCGCAUGGUAGAGGAGGGAUAUCCAAUGCACCCAGACAUUCCUGGGGUAUCUGGAGUGAUGAAUGACAAGACAGUAGUAAGAGCAGCUCAACCUGAAGACGAAAUUCAAAGCAAGCAACCUGACGAAAGUCCAAUCAAGAGACCAGGUACAAAACCUGUCCCCUUUAUUGGCGAAGGUAAUGAUUGGGUCGAAACUAAACAACUUCACACGGGGUCACCUAAAGUCUAUGCUAUUGACUGUGAAAUGUGCGAGACAAGGCUAGGUAAAGAGCUCACUCGUGUAACCGUUCUUGAUAACAAAGGGAAAAUUAUCAUCGACCAGCUAGUAAAACCAUAUGAACCGAUUGUAGAUUAUCUUACUCGGUACUCAGGAAUUACCGAGGAACUGCUAGCUGAUGUUACCACAAGACUAUCGGAUGUGCAAGACAAAUUAUUGAGCCUUAUCUCUUCGACAGAUAUUAUUCUUGGACAUUCGCUUGAGAGUGAUUUAAUCGCCCUUAAAAUGAGUCAUCCCAAAAUAAUUGACACAGCAAUCAUUUUCCAGCAUCCUAAGGGUACGUUGUGGAAACCCGCAUUGCGAUGGCUCACCUCUAAAUACCUUGACCGAGAAAUUCAAACUCAAGGUGACCAGGGUCAUGAUUCAGUAGAAGACGCACAAGCUUGUAUUGAUUUGCUAAAUGUCAAGUUGAAGAAUGGGCGUGAUUUUGGUUUGAACAAAGUACGCUCUGUCAACCUUAUUAAAAAACUUGCUACUGGAGCUCCACCGAAGACCACUGCAAUUGCUGAUUAUGGGGUGCCUCAUUGGCACGAAGAGUAUGCCAAGACGGUUGUUUCUUGCUUCUCUGAUGAUGAGAUUAUUGCUAAUGUGGCCAAAUUUUCUCAUUCGCAUGACUUUGUUUGGGGUCGUCUCCGUGACCUAGAAAAAGCCAAGGGCUGGAUAUCUGAUCAAGAGCGGUCUACUGAUGAAGAAAUUCAAGCCAAGUAUGUUGAGCUUAACGAUCGUCUUUUAAAGCUUUAUCAACAGCUUCCGCACAAUACUGCAUUAAUCAUUAUGGGUGGAUCUGGCGACCCGAGAGAGAUGGUAAGGUUGCGUAAACUAAAGGAUCAAUAUCAGCACGAGUAUAAGACUAAAAAAUGGGACCAGAUUGAAUGUGAAUGGACUAGCUCUCAGGUUAUGGAACUAAGCAAGGCAACCGAAAGGGCACGGUCCGGAAUUUCUUUUCUUACAAUCAAGACUGCUGAUAAUGAACAUGGUCUCAUAGAGCGCCCUAUCCUUACUAUUGGCACAAAGGUUUCCUCGUCUUCGUUCCCAUCCGGUGUCAAUGACCAUGAGACUAAUGGAGGUAGACUCAAGAAAAGUAGAAGUGAGAUUCCAUGA
Messenger RNA from Sugiyamaella lignohabitans, 1797 nucleotides. It is a transcript of the gene RNH70, whose product is annotated as Rnh70p. Gene Ontology annotation, cellular component: nucleus. NCBI's taxonomy places the organism in Eukaryota, Fungi, Ascomycota, Dipodascomycetes, Dipodascales, Trichomonascaceae. The record is from RefSeq and is a predicted model, not a curated record. Gene Ontology annotation, molecular function: nucleic acid binding; exonuclease activity. The transcript has a single exon. The coding region runs from base 1 to 1797 and encodes 598 amino acids.